Molecule: messenger RNA, 1792 nt
Organism: Rhopalosiphum maidis (corn leaf aphid)
Lineage: Eukaryota; Metazoa; Arthropoda; Insecta; Hemiptera; Aphididae
Exons: 9
Coding region: 53-1792 (579 amino acids)
Source: RefSeq, a predicted model, not a curated record
AAAUUUAAUUUAAACCUAAAUGGCCUUAUUUGUUUAUUAAUAAAGAAGAAUCAUGAGUAAUAAUGAUUCAAAUACUUUGGAUCAAAAUAGUCAUGAUAAUGUAAAUGACAUAGAUCAGCAAAUUUAUGAAACACUUGAUUCUGAUCAAAAUGUUUCACAGAAUCCAGAUGAUUUGCCAAACACAAAUCCGCAAUCAUCCGACGCUAUCAGUCAAAGACGAACAAGCUUACACCCAUUAGAAGAAGUAGAACUCAAUAGAAGAGUUAAAAGAAAAAGGACCUCAUCUGCUCAUGUCGUACAACCACUAUCUGCAGAUGAAAACAAUAAUGAGGAGAAUCAAAGUCAACGAUCGCCACAGCCAACAGUCGACAAUAAAAAUUCGCUAAAUAUAACGAUGUCCUCAUUAUUGUUUGAAGGUUAUAGUUCAGUGACUUCAAAUGAUAGCAGAUAUUUGGAUAGUCGUCGUACGAACGAAAAAUGGAAAGAUUUAAUAGUCUUUAUGUACACUGAACCAUCAAUAAUGUUUUAUUCAAACAUUUUCUUAAUGAUAUUUUCAAUUAUUUUAAUGAAAACAUCUGACAAAUAUAUAUCAACUUUGGACAUCACAAGAACGUUUCUCAAUUUAGAAUCGAAUAAGACAAUAUUUUUAUGUUUAUAUAGUGGCUUUUUAAUGAUGUUGUCAUGCAUAUGUGCAUUAUAUAGUGCUUUAACUAUACGUAGACAACUUUGCUAUUGUAUUAGUGGUAUUAUGAUGAUCAGUGCAAUAUUUCAGCUUGGACUUGGAAUAAUAAUAUUCAACAGAAUAACCGAUCAAGAAACUAUGGUAAAAAAAGAAAUGAAAUCAAGUUUUUUAAGUUACGACAUUCAAUCAGAUGUCACACAACGUUGGAAUUCAUUUCAGUCUGAAGCUGAGAUUGCAUCAUUUGUUGAGGUUGUUGAUAUUGCUGUCCUGUCUGUUGUAGGUGUUGAGGUUGAAUUACUUGUUGGUUUUGAGAUUGAGAUACAGACAUUUGGGGAUUUGAUUGAUUUAAGCCUAAUUGUUGAGUUAAUACUUGAUUUUGUUGAGGCAUACUUUGAUUUGACUGAAGAAUUUGUUGAGACAUUGGCAAUUGCUGCUGAAUUUGUGAACCUUGUGGUCCUUGUAAUUGUUGUCCAACUUGUUGAAUUUGUUGAGGCGCUUGUUGUUGUUGCUGCUGCUGCUGUUGCUGUGAAGAAGAUACUUGCUGGACAUGUGUCGUCUGUUGUGGUUGUGGUGUUUGUUGAGGUUGUUGAAUAUGUUGUUGUUGCUGAGACAUUUGUUGACUUUGUUGAGGAACGGACUGGACCAUUUAAAUCACACUCAUUCUUUUGUGAAUUGGCAUCAACACCAUGCAUAUCUUCAUUUUUUAUAGAACCUAAAGAAUGGCCACUUUCUGAAUUGUCAACAAUAGCCAGACCAUAUUGUGAGCUAGUAGGUAUGACUGGUGCAGUACUGCCUAGAUCAUUAGAGUUUUCAUGUUGCGGAUUAUAUGGUGAAAAUAGUUAUAAAGCAAAACAAUUACCAAUACCAGUAUCAUGUUUUAAAAAUCAGUGGACCCUUAAACAAUAUGCUGAAAUAAAUAACUGUCAUAUGGGUUGUUUUGAAUUAGUGAAAAAACUCGAGGAAAAAUUUUUGAAUCCAGUCAUCGUUUUAACAUUUUUUUGUUCAUUUCUACAAAUGUCAAAUGCUAUUUUGAUUUUGAAUUUGUUGAGACCUAAACCAAAACCAAGAAGAUACAACAUUGCUUAUAGAAGAACUUAUAACACAUCUUAG